Fusarium keratoplasticum is the source of this 1413-nucleotide messenger RNA. Its product is annotated as Aa-trans domain-containing protein. Gene Ontology annotation, biological process: amino acid transmembrane transport. Gene Ontology annotation, cellular component: vacuolar membrane. Bases 1 to 1413 code for a protein of 470 amino acids. Lineage: Eukaryota; Fungi; Ascomycota; Sordariomycetes; Hypocreales; Nectriaceae. The transcript is spliced from 4 exons. Gene Ontology annotation, molecular function: amino acid transmembrane transporter activity. The record is from RefSeq and is a predicted model, not a curated record.
AUGUCGACCUCCUCUGAGAAGGACGUGAAGCGCGACUUCGGCCAAGAUCCCGAAUUCCAGCCUGCCCAAUCACACGCCGACGAGACCAUUGCCCACGAUGCCGUCUUUGGAGAAAUCACUGACAAGGGCCCCAAUUACCGCAAUGUCGGUUGGAUCGGAACCGUCGCCCUCAUGAUGAAGACCCAGAUCGGACUUGGUGUCUUGUCUAUCCCCGCCGUCUUUCACUCUCUGGGUCUUGUUCCUGGACUGAUUGCCCUUAUCGCCAUUGCUGUCAUCACCACCUGGUCUGGAUAUGUCGUCGGUACCUUCAAGCUUCGUCACCCUGAGGUCUACGGCAUUGAUGAUGCUGGCGCUCUCAUGUUCGGUCGUAUGGGUCGCGAAGUCUUUGGCAUUGCCUUCUGCCUCUUCUGGAUCUUUGUCGCUGGCUCUGGUAUGCUCGGUAUCUCUAUCGCCCUCAACGCCGUCUCCACGCACGGCGCAUGCACUGCCGUUUUCGUCGCCGUCGCCGCCAUCAUCGGCUUUGGUCUUGCUAGCAUCCAAACUCUGGGCCGCAUCAGCUGGCUUGCCUGGGUUGGAUUGGUCUGCCUUCUCACUGCCAUCUUUACUGUUACCAUCGCCGUCGGUGUUCAAGACCGUCCCGCGGAUGCCCCCCAAGAGGGCACCUGGAAGUCGGACUACAAGAUCGUCAACAAGGGAACUCCCUUCACCGAGGCCAUCUCUGCUGUCUCGUCGCUCAUCUUUGCCUAUGCUGGCACUCCCGCUUACUUUGCCAUCGCUGCUGAGAUGCGCAACCCCCAGCACUACACUCGAUCUCUCAUUGUCUGCCAGGCCGGCAUGACCAUCACCUACAUUGUCAUCGGCUGUGUUGUUUAUGUCUACUGCGGCUCUUAUGUUGCUACCCCCGCUCUUGGUUCUGCCGGUGCCAUGAUCAAGAAGGUUGCCUAUGGUCUUGCCCUGCCCGGUCUCAUUGCCUCGACCACCCUCGUCAUUCACUACUCUGCCAAGUACGCUUUCGUUCGCAUGCUCCGUGGCUCUAAGCAUCUCACUUCCAACUCUCUCACCCACUGGGUCACCUGGAUCGGCUGCACUACCACUGCCACUAUCAUCGCCUACCUCAUCGCCAGUGGCAUUCCCGUCUUCGGAGGUCUCGUGUCUCUCGUCGGCGCUCUUCUCGGAACCCUGAUGUCCUUCCAGCCUAUGGGUUGCAUGUGGCUCUACGACAACUGGGGUCGUCGCCGUGAGGCUACCCUUGGAUGGUACCUGAUGGUUGCCUACAGCGUCUUUGUUGUUAUCUCUGGUACCUUUUUGAUGAUUGGUGGAACGUACGGUUCUAUUGUUGGCAUUAUCGACUCCAUGAAGGAGACUGGUGGCUCGCCAGCCUGGGCCUGCGCCGACAACUCCAACUCUGUCUAA